Molecule: messenger RNA, 411 nt
Organism: Penicillium argentinense
Lineage: Eukaryota; Fungi; Ascomycota; Eurotiomycetes; Eurotiales; Aspergillaceae
Gene: tpcK
Product: decarboxylase tpcK
Exons: 3
Coding region: 1-411 (136 amino acids)
Molecular function (GO): oxidoreductase activity
Source: RefSeq, a predicted model, not a curated record
AUGCCUGAGGCAAAGAAGCUUGUCCGCGUCACCGUGGUUCUCUACCGAAACCCCGCUUUAACGGAAGACGAGUUUCACCGGUAUUGGUCCGAAGUGCAUGGUCCGUUGGUUCGAGGGUGGUUGGCGAGACAUGGGAUCGUCAAGUACACACAGAACCAUACACCCUCCAAAUUGAGACAAAUUAUGAGCCAGAUGAAUUGGCAGAACGAUGCAGUCAACUUUGACGAUGCCGACGGGACUGGCGAGGUGUGGAUGGAAAGCUUAGAAUCCUUCGGUGCGGCCACAAAGGAUCCUUACUACAUUGAGAAAGUCGUCCCCGAUGAGAAAUAUUUGCUUGACGUGAGUCGCAUCCGGAUGAGCAUCGGCUAUGAGGAGCAUCAUGUCGAGGAGGGAAUGGUUCGGGAGUCAUGA